Drosophila melanogaster (fruit fly) is the source of this 1796-nucleotide messenger RNA. It is a transcript of the gene shf, whose product is annotated as shifted. Gene Ontology annotation, cellular component: extracellular region. NCBI's taxonomy places the organism in Eukaryota, Metazoa, Arthropoda, Insecta, Diptera, Drosophilidae. The record is from RefSeq and is marked reviewed. The coding region runs from base 261 to 1643 and encodes 460 amino acids. The transcript has 8 exons.
CUGCAGUGCGACGGUCGCGCCACGAAACUUUGCGGGAUUUUUCAAGUGUCGAAACCGACUCUUUUCGCGUUUGUGUUCAAGCCCCAAAGGAGCUUUCGAGCCAACGAAAUACGUGCAAAGUUUAAGGCUCAUGUAAAUCGGAACAUAAAGGACCAACAAAUCAAGCUUUACUUGUUUUUUACACCCUUGUAUUUUGUCAACGAAACGACUGUUUGUUUUUUUUUGUUUCAAGCCGGCGACAGCCAACGACUGGGGAAACUAUGACACAUCAGGGCAUCGGCUGCCUGGUCAAGUGGUUAUAUCUGGUGCUGAUCGUGCACACGCUCCUCUGCAUCGGCCAGCUCGAGUGUCGCCAGCAGCACCACAAUCGGAAUAACAAUAAUAAUAACAGAAGAGCGGACUCGUCCAGCUCAGAGGAGGGCCACGGCAACACCAGCGAUGGCCUGGACAACUUCGCAGAUCAGGACGCCAGCUUCGUUGGCCAUGGACACCAGCCGCGUCGGGGUCAACGAAAGAAACAGCAGGGAGGUGGAGGAGGAGGCAGCGGCGGCGGCGGCGGAAACGGAGGAGGCGGUGGAAGCCGGCACAAUCGCAACGAGGAGAGCGGCAUCUCGUUGUGGAUCAAUGAGCAGCAGCUCAAAAUGCUUACAGCGCUCUACUUCCCACAGGGCUACUCGGAGCGCCUGUACGCCAUUCACAACAGCCGGGUGACCAAUGAUCUGAGGGACACGACGCUGUACAACUUCCUGGUAAUCCCAUCGGAGGUCAACUACGUUAACUUCACAUGGAAGUCGGGGCGCCGCAAAUACUUCUACGACUUUGACCGCCUGCAGACCAUGGAUGAAAGUAUCUUGAAGGCGCCAACGCUGUCCAUUCGCAAGAGCGGACGCAUUCCGCAGGAGCAGAAAAAUUUUAGCAUAUUCCUGCCCUGCACCGGCAACAGCUCCGGCACCGCGUCCUUCAACGUCGGCCUCAAGAUCCAGACGCGCCACAACAAGCCGCUCUCGGGCACACCCAUUCGCCUCAACUUCAAAAAGGAAUGCGCCCACAGAGGUGUGUAUGAUAUAGACGCUUCCAACCCUACUUCACUAACAACUUUGCAAGCUCCCGAUCCAGAAUGCAGCUUGAAGUGCGGCAAGAACGGGUACUGCAACGAGCACCACAUCUGCAAGUGCAACGUGGGCUACACGGGCCAAUACUGCGAGACGGCCUUCUGUUUUCCGCAGUGUCUCAAUGGCGGUAACUGCACGGCGCCGUCCGUCUGCACCUGUCCGGAGGGCUACCAGGGCACGCAGUGCGAAGGUGGUAUUUGCAAGGACAAGUGCUUGAAUGGCGGCAAGUGUAUACAGAAGGACAAGUGCCAGUGCUCCAAGGGUUACUACGGCCUGCGUUGCGAGUACUCCAAGUGUGUGAUCCCCUGCAAGAACGAGGGACGGUGCAUCGGGAACAACCUGUGCCGCUGCCCCAACGGACUACGAGGCGAUCACUGCGAGAUCGGGCGCAAGCAGCGCUCCAUCUGCAAGUGUCGCAAUGGCACCUGCGUCUCCCACAAGCACUGCAAGUGCCAUCCGGGAUUCUAUGGACGCCACUGCAACGGUCGCAAGCGACGACAUGUCCACCGAAACGAUGACUCCAAGUUCUAGGGCUACCGGCGCACACGAUCCAAAAUAUUCAAUCAACUUUUCACUUUUCUACUAAACCAGCACGACAAGAACAACAGCAACAGCGACAAAAGGAAGAAACGAAAAUAAUUCUAAUUGUGAUACAUUUUUUUUGUAAUUUAACAUAACAUUUUU